Molecule: messenger RNA, 564 nt
Organism: Alternaria incomplexa
Lineage: Eukaryota; Fungi; Ascomycota; Dothideomycetes; Pleosporales; Pleosporaceae
Exons: 1
Coding region: 1-564 (187 amino acids)
Source: RefSeq, a predicted model, not a curated record
AUGUAUCGCGACUUCUCCACACCACUCUCACAAGCGCCAACGUCGUCCUCAACCAGCCACGACAGCUUGACAGCUGAGCCCUGCGAAUCGCUUGAAGUCGAGCAGGGUGAUGCAGGCUAUCGUGGUCCAGCGGCCAAUCUGGUGGCCCGCAGACUACCACAGGUAGAGGCCGAUAAGAUGGCCCCGCGUCGUGAUAUCGAGGACGUGUGCCGUAUACGGAAGAUUUUGGACAAGAAGCGACAAUGGGAAGAUCGCAUGGCGGUUCUGCUGGGUGAAAAGAUGUUGGCAAAUGGUAUCAAUCGACAUCUAGGGGCUAUAGAAGUGGGAUAUCUACCCGAAGAUGAACACACAAUGGGAAAAGGGACAGUUGGUACAAAUGGGCACCGAAGAAUGCACGAAUUCCUGCACAGCAAGGAGAAGAAGAGGAAACGAAGUGUUGAAGACAUUGGAGAUGAGGUCACGGAUGAUAAGGUUGCCAAGAGGACGCGGACAGUGCCUCUGGGCAUAUUGAAGAUGCACACAGAUAAGAAAGAUCGACACUUACCCAGCAGACAUACCGGAUGA